AAGGGAGGAACAAACUUGAUGGGCGCCUUAGAUGAGCACACCUCAUGGUGACAGACGAUAGGUGGAUUGGUUUACAGUGGGAAUGGAGUUGCAAUUUUCGCACAUAUUUCUCGAUAUAGAAAUAGGGAGCGGCGUCCCUCACUCCCUGACUCUCUUACGCCUCUGUAAGGACACAAACAUACCUUCCCUAGCUUCCGUAAAAAAACAUGGCUGCAAGGGAAUGACCACUCGAGUAUAAAAGUCCUCAUCUAUUGCCUGAAAACUCUGCCUCCACAACACACCCUCUGUUUGGUUUUUGGUGUUAAGUCGAUGCUGUCCAAGACAUUUGAACCUAAUCUUUUAUUAGCCAAUUUUGUCUUUCCCCAGAUUCUAAUUUUCCGCCAUCAUGGCCUUGACUUUCAUCGGCUUGCCUUCCGAACUAUUGGACAAAAUUAUCGAGCAUUCCAUGCCAGAAGGCUUCGAAAGCUUGGCAGUGACUUGCAAGCUAAUAUACGCACAUUGCAUUCGAUUCAUCCCGCACCACAACCAUCUCCGCUUGAGCUUCCGAGUGUUUGAAUAUAGUAUAGAUGAACCCCCCUGCCCGCCCAGGGAAAACCAUAACUACUUUGCGUUUGAGCUCCUUAAUCGCAUCGCAGCUGAGCCUAGAGUCGCGCGCUACAUCAUAGAGGCAUCGUUUUGCGAUGACAGCGUUCCCGAUUUCUACCCGACAUCCUUUUCACCAGUCAUUGACGAUGGCAGCCCGCUGGUUGCACUGUUUGCCAAUUCUUCUUACCUAGCAAGAGCAGGCCUGGACUGGAAAGAGUACUAUGCUCUAGUCAAACAGGAAGUACAACGACCCGGCUACUCCCAGCAUGCAGCUGCUUUUGUUUUGACGCUGCUGCCGAAUGUCACAUCUCUCGUCCUACCACAACAAUGGAAGCCAUCAGACAAAACCGAUAGACUUCUUGAGGUUAUUGUUCGCGAAGCGAGGCAGCCUAAAUCCAUAUGGAACGAGCCCAGCCUCGCCAAACUCACCGGUUUCGAACCUAACUUAGGUGAUCUUAACGAAGUGGUUCCAUUUCUAGCCCUACCACAUGUACGGCGCUUCUUCUCCGUACUGGGGUCGAAUUGUUCUAUGACGCUGGCGUCCAAAAAUCAAUAUAUUGGUUGGGGGGAAAUGCUUGAGUCGGUCAGCUUUAAAUUUGCCGAUCUUGAACUAAAGUACGUUUCUGAGUUCUUUACGAAUACACCACGUCUGAAGGAACUCCAUUUAUUUUUUACCGGGAGUCUGCCUGAGACUGAGGACUUCUGUGGGCUUGUCGCGGUAAUCGAGAGCAAAGUCGGAAAUCAGCUGGAAGAGCUGUACUUCUAUGGGUUGGAGCGGGACGGAUUUAAGCCCGGUCAAGCCUCAUUGCAUGGCUUCCAGCGACUGCUAACACUUCGAUGUCCCCUCAAGCUCGCAAUAAGUCGUACCAACAAGGCUUUACCUCGACCGCUCAAAGACACCGACAGUCUCAAGGGUUCUGAAUCGGAAGUGAUUGAACCCUCAAUUAGCGAUCUUAUACCUGAUUCAGUUACUACUCUAUCGCUGCUAACAGACAACGAAGAACAUUACCGGAUGGCCCUCGAUAUACUAUUCAGCGAUGUGGUUGUCAAGGAGGGCUCGAAACUACCUUUUCUAAAGAAGAUAAGCAUAUAUUUUCGAUGGGACGGUUCGGUAGAUGUAGAAGAGGCGAAGAGGCUAGAGGCGAAAGCCUUAGAGGCGGGCGUACUGCUGCAUUUACAUCAUUUCAACCCAUCCGGAUUGCCUUACAAUAUUGAAUAUGGAAACUUUUGAUAGCAUCUAGGAUAUAGGUGGGCCUUAUAACCCCCACAGUGCAUAUUAGGGAUAGUUACGGAUUAUGGGAUCAUGUGGCAUUGUGUACCUAUAUACCCUGGGU
This is a messenger RNA of Xylaria bambusicola, 1919 nucleotides long. RefSeq names its product F-box domain protein. NCBI's taxonomy places the organism in Eukaryota, Fungi, Ascomycota, Sordariomycetes, Xylariales, Xylariaceae. The coding region runs from base 386 to 1816 and encodes 476 amino acids. The record is from RefSeq and is a predicted model, not a curated record. The transcript has 2 exons.